This is a messenger RNA of Brassica rapa (field mustard), 6082 nucleotides long. RefSeq lists its product as uncharacterized. The record is from RefSeq and is a predicted model, not a curated record. NCBI's taxonomy places the organism in Eukaryota, Viridiplantae, Streptophyta, Magnoliopsida, Brassicales, Brassicaceae.
UAAGCGUCUCAGUAAGCAACUCCGACAUGAUAUUAGAGUUCUUUGAACUUUUGUUCUCCGCCGUUCCAAAGCGUAUGUCGAUUUUAAGAAUCUCUACGCAGGGUUUCAAACGCGUUGUUUCAUCUUUUUUUUCACAAUCUGAAACACUCUCACUUACUGAUUCAUCACCUUAAUCCUCUUCUUAACUCCAUCAACCACGAUCUAAUAGACUUCAAUUCAACCCUCAUACAAGCCACUGUGUACAAGCAUCUUAUAAAGGCGGGUUCAAUAAGCGGUUUUGAUGUGACUCAUAGCAAUCUGAAUGACUCUCCUCUAUCGAUUUGACUCAAUCGUCGAGUUGCGUCUCCACCAUUUCGAGAUCUUGAACCAACAGUGCCACUACAACCAAAAAUAAACUCUGCUGCAUCUACAAACCAAUAAGAACCGUGGUCCGGCAUGCAACAGAAACCAUAGAGAGAAGACAGAUCUCACCAAGCUCAUGAACAAUCUCAAAAAUCAGACCCAAAACUCAUCAAAAUUGAAAAUGAUAAAAGGCUAGACAUAAAGAAAGAGAAUCUACAGAGGAUCUAACCGGUGGUGGUGCUAUCAGAUCCAGCGUGUGCCGGUCAGCGGAAAGUUUAUUUCUUGGCGGAGAGAGGGGUAGGAGAAGAAAUACAGAGGAGAGAGAGAGAGAUGAGAGGUUAAAAUUUGAACCUUGUUUUAUCAUCUCUUUUAUCUUUCUUCUUUUCUUCAUGUAAAAUUUUCCUCUCACUCUCAACGUUCAUUAAAGCAAAAAGACAUUCUCUAAAUGUGUCGUGAAUCUUAUCAUCAAUUUUAAUCCUUGCAUACUUCAUUUCCAGCACCAAUUAUAUAUUAAAUGUAUCCUCCGCAACUUGUCUUCAUCACCAUCACAUCAAUUACAUCGAUGUUAGAUGCGCCAUAUAUGCAUGUGAAUCAUAUAUUUAAAAAAAAAUCAAACCUUCCAAAGAGAUUACGAUUGGGGCCAUAUAUGCAUGUGAAUCAUAUAUUUAAAAAAAAUCAAACCUUCCAAAGAGAUUACAAUUGGUUACCUGAUUUUACCGACUCAAUAUUCUAUAACCAUCAGAACGACUCUCAGCUUCAGCCAUUUCGAAACACAGUACAUGAGGACAGAAGAAACACAAUGAAUUAAUAGUACGUUAACAAUGUUUUAACGCUAAGCUGUAAUAUAAAAUAUCAUUGAAAUUUUUAAUAGAUAACUUUGUUUAUUAUAAAAACAUACUUAUCAAGUAACAAAAACAAUGACAUCAAAUCGAAUAUGUUAUUUCCCUUAUAUACCUUAAUUAGAUAUAAUUUUUGAUUUAUAUAUAAUAUGUUAAUUGUUAAACGUGAAGAAUAUAUCAGUUGAAUAGGUAAUUAUUAAGUUAACCAAAUAACCUAAUUUGUACAAUCUAACAAAAUAUAUAUCAAUUCAUGAUAGCUAUUUUAACAUCUUACCAAUUAAUUUAAAAGUGAUAACAUGUUUUGUAAGAGAGAACCAAACAUGUAUCGGCUAAUGACAACAUAUUAUAUAAACAUGUAACUUCUAAUUUUGAACGUAUGAUGUUAUAUGACUUGUUAGAGUGGUAAACAAUUUUGUACCAUUUAACCAACUAUGUAUCAGCCAACGUCGGCUAUUUAUUAACAGCUUACAAACAAGUUUUAAAAACUUCAACAUGUUUUGAAACAGCUAAACAAACAUUUCUAUGCUCACAAUACUUAAUGUUUAGCAUCUAAUCAAACAUUUAUUAGUUAAGUUUUUAAAUAGAGACUACAAAUACUUGCAACUGAAAUGUUAGAUUCAUGUCAUUUUCAACUAUGUUUGAGAGACUUCAUUCUUUAUAACUACACGGCUCAUCCAUACGUCUAUGUGCUUACUAGCACGUCACAUGAAUCCGUAAAAUCUCUCCAAUACGCACAAUGGCGAUCGAGAUCAAGUGAACCGACAAAGAAGGUAGUGAUAGUACUUGUUAGAUCUAGGCUAUGUGUUAAAUGAAGCAUGCAUAACUGCAAACUCAUUUACGCCUGUGAAAUAGAAAAACAAGAAGUAUUUAUUUUAGAAUUGAAAAAGUAUAAACUAUAUUUAGAGAUUUUAGGGAGAUAAGAAAGAGAAAUACAAAGAAGAAGAUAGAUAAAAAGAAGAAGAUUGUUUCGGCAUAAAAUUUAUGAAGACACGUGAGAGAGGAGAGUGAUAGUUUCGGCAGAGGUAAUAUUGGAUUAUGAAAAUGUCAAUAUUGUCAAAAAUAGUGUUAGGAUAGUUAGCUAAUAUUUUUUUGUAUGUAUAUGAAGCCUAAUUACUCUAAAAUAUAUUUUAUAAUUUGAUCAAAUUAUAACUGCAAAAUAUUUAUUUUUAUCGUUUCAACUAUGAUACAUAUUUCUAAAAUUUUGAAAUUAAAAUAUUUAUUUAAUUUUAUAUGGUAUAAAUAUUAAUUUAAACGAUACUAAUAUAUAUAUUUUUAUUCUGAAUAUCUACUAAGUAAAAAGAUUUUACUCAUGUGAUUUUAUGAUUAUUUGAAUCUUGCUAUAAUAAAAAAAUUAAGUCGUUGAUCACAAAAUUUUUAAUGUGGAAUUUUAACAGUCUUAUUAAUUCAUAGUCGUUUAAAACUAUGUACUAGUUCUUUAUUUUUAUUAAGUGUGUUCUAUUCUCACACUCUUGAUAUUGCUUCAAAAAAUUUAUUCCUAUUAAUUUUAUCAUAUUUAUUUUGGUAAUGUUUUUUAUUAAUAUAUAACAUAUACCAUAUAUAUAAAUAUUAACUAUAUAUACAUAUAACACAACCAAAUAAAUAUAUAUAUAUAUAUAUAUAUAUAUAUAUAUAUAUACAGUUUAAAAGUUUACUAAAUAUCCAAAAUUAUUUGAAGCACAAAUUAUUAAAUGUUAUCUAACCUAUUCAAAAUUAUCCGAAUACUUUUAUCUCAAAUAUCUAAAUAAUAUGAAUUAUCCGACAGUUCUAUCUAAAUCAUCUUAAUUACUCGAUGUUUUUUUAUGAAGUAUCCAAAUUUUAGUUGAAUUACCCAAGCAGCCUGUACUCAAGAUAACUGAACCGGAACCAAACAAGACCCUAAUUUUUUUUGAAUAUUAGAUGGUUCGACUAAAAAUUAUCUGAACCGAUCAAAACGAAAAGUUAACGAUUCUUAAAUAAACUAGGAGUUCUCUCUCCUCCUUCUUAGAGAGAGAUAAUUCUCUCGGUUUCUUCUUCCCUCUUAACUCAAUUCUAUCUUUCAGAGGGAAAGGAAUCAUGGGGGAGGAGAAGAGAAUUUUUGUUUUCUGAUCAAUAGAUCAGAUCCCUUUGUCUUGUAACAUAUUUUCGAUCUCUUGAUCGAAUAUCUUUUCGGUUAGCCGAUUUUCAUCUUCGCAAGGCGAAUCUUUUUGUAGUGGUUUCUAGCUUGUCUUUUCUCUCCUCCUUCAUUUUAUCACGUUCCGGUUACCUCUUUGAUUUUCUUCUGUUCUGUCGGUCAUGCUCAAUCUCUAUCUUUAGAUGAAAUCAAUCUUUGCCAUUAAAACUGAUUUAGGCAAAGUAUUCAGAAAGGAUAGAAGCUUGAGGUUUACAUAAAAGUCUUCCCGGUUUGGCUCAGUUUAAGGAGAGUCAAAGCUUGUUUCUACAAGUGUUUUGACAAUAACUGAUAUCAAAUCGAUUGAAGCUUUGUGGAGCACAACACAUCCAAGGAAGAGACUGAAGAUCAUAGAAGGCAAAGGAGCAUAGGAGAGUAAGUUGGUAUUCGGUACUGGUAUCGCGGCGGAGAGAAGAUACAGGAAGAAAUGCAUCGGAAAGUCACGGUGGAGGAGCUCUGAAGCGGACAUGCUUACCGCUUUUUGCAUGUUGGACGCGUGUCAGAUGAUGUGUCUCGUGCGGCUCCAUUGAUCGUCAACGUCAAUACACGAAGACUUUAGAGUUUAGAUUAUUGCUUUUUUGGACUGUAAUUUUAUUACUCUCUGUUGGGUUUUGUUAUGUAUAAAACCUAAAUACCAUGUGUAAUUUUGCCAUUUGGGUCAGAUCAAUGAAAAUUAAGUUGACAAAAGAAAAAAAAAACUUUAAAAUUUUUUCUAGCUGAACUAUUCAAUGCCCAAAAUAAGUGAUCCGAACCAAGAUCCCAAAUGUCCAGGCCCAAAUAUCAAUACUUGACAAAAAAAUUGACAAAAGGAAGACUAGGGAUGGUUAUCUAAUAACGUAGAUAGUUGGAGGGUCGUAUACAAAAUCUCCAAAGACGAAUGUAAAAAAGUUAGGCAGCUACAGAAAACUCAUCAGAAACGCGAGCGAAAAUGGGAUUCUAGCGUUUUCUCUAGUCGCCUAACCUUCUUCUUCUUCUUCUUCUUCUUCUUCUGACCCUUACAACCUGCAAUCUGCAUCACAACUCAGGUGUCCUCUCUCGUUGCUUUUCGACACGAUUUCAGUAGUUUUGAUUUCUGAUUACGGAUUUCGACAUUGUCUGCCUGCCUCUAGGGUUAAUCGAGUAGAACUCGGGUUUGUGAUGAUGCUCUUUCUAGGGUUUUAGAUUCAUCUCUUACGCUUCCAUUUUGUCGAUUAGCGUGAUUAGGUUUCUCUGGAUUGCUUACCUGUUUGUGUGAAAGUAACAUAUGUGAUCUGAAUGUUAUUGUAAAGGAGGCAUCUUUGAAAGCAAAACAUUAAUAUUGAAUGGAGUGCAACCGAGACGAGGCCUUAAGGGCCAAAGAAAUCGCAGAGAGCAAGUUCAAAAUGAGAGACUUUGCAGGAGCCAAGAAAUUCGCCUUGAAAGCUCAAUCUCUCUUCCCAGAGAUGGAAGGCCUGUCUCAGAUGCUAUCCACUUUCCAUGUCUUCAUCGCUGCUGAGACCAAAGUCAACGGGGAAGUCGACUGGUACGGUAUACUCGACGCCAAUCCUCGAGAUGACAACGAGACGCUGAAGAAAAAGUACAGGAAGCUCGCUCUUAUGCUUCACCCCGACAAAAACAGCUCUGUUGGAGCCGAUGGAGCUUUCAAGCACGUCUCCGAAGCUUGGAAGUUCUUGUCUGAUAAGGAGAAGAGAGCUGCUUUUGAUCGUAAGAAGAGUUUGUACACUAUGUAUAACAAGGUUUCUGUCUCUUCUUCUAACAGCGGCUUCUGCAAUUUCGCCAACAACGCUAGUUUUGCUUCAAACGUUAGGCCACCGCCUCCGCCAACGCAGAAGAAGAACAAUCCUCCACCGACCCAUAAGAGCAAUCCUCAGAAGCCUGCUCAGAAAACAGGACAGAGUGAUCAUCAUCAUACAGCUGCAGCUGAUACUUUCUGGACAGUCUGUAGGAGAUGCAUGACGCAGUACGAGUAUCUUAGGACUUAUGCCAACUGUAACCUUCUGUGUCCUAACUGUCUACAGUCCUUUUCAGCGGUACAAGUCCCUAAACCGGGUAUGUUAAGCCACUGGAGCCGUCUCAGCAGUGCAAAGCCAAAGUCAGCUGAUGCUGCUAUUCCAGGUGUAUUCAACAACUCCAAGUGGGCAUUCUCAAGAACCAGCAGUGCAGCUCAUGCUGCGUGUAUGGUUCAAAAGGUUUAUGAGAAGGUGAAGAAAGAUCGCGAGGAGGCAGAAGCAACUGAUAAAAGAGGAAGGAAGAAUGCCAAAAGGAAGUGCAUUACUACUGAUUCGUCUCUUAAAAAGAGGAAGGUAAUAGGAGAAACCGAGACUGGUGUCUCUGGUGGAAGAAAGGUCGUUUACUAUGCGAUUGCUGGUGAAAACGGAAGGAACAUGGGAAAGUUACAUGUAACGAGAGAGAGAGCAUCUCCCAGACUCAAGAAAAAGAUUAGCAAGGAGGCUGUAACAAGGGAGGUGAAGUCGCGUUAGCGUUCUGAAUCAAUUGAGGUAGAUUUUUUUAAGUUAUCAAGGCAUAACUGUGUGGUUGAUGUGUCUACUAUAUAUCAGCUUCAGGCCAUCACUCCUAGGAUACAUAUAUUUUUGUAAUGCGGGUCAUUUGGUAAUCUCUUGGUUCUAACAUUGUAGAGAACAGGAUGGAUCUUUUUUUUCUGGGGGGUAGAUGAUUGCAAACUACUUCAACAUUUUUAACAGACUCAGUGUGUGUCAAGUUGUGUUUGUACCAAACAAUCAUCACUUGUUCUUAUGGUCUUUUUUCAUCUCAGUCA